ACCAAAUGUAAACACCAAUUUGACAAAGCUAAUUAUUAGUUAUUGCUUAAAAAAAUCCUAUAAAUUCUGAAGCUGAGCUGAUUAUCCCGCAGGAACGAUGUUUACUUCGAAAUACUGGUGAAUUUAUUAUUUGAACAUUGUGAGGCCGAACUUAUUUGAGCAUCUCCUUUGUAAACGAAGUUAUAAACAUGGGUGAUAAGGAUAAAGCUAAACCAGCUCAGCCCAAGCAUGUCCCCAAAGAUGGUCAAGUUAUAAUUGCAAUUAUGAAAGAAAUGGGAAUAAAAGAGUACGAACCGAAGACAGUAGUACAGUUGACAGAAUUCGUGUACAGAUACGCCACGUCUAUACUAGAAGAAGCACGAAUGUAUGCGAAUAACUCCAAGAAAAGGUUCCUGGACGUUGAUGAUGUAAGAUUAGCCCUACAGCUAACUUCCGAGUCAACUUUCACCACCCCACCGCCUAGAGAAGUUCUUUUAGAGUUGGCUCAUACCAAGAAUUAUUCAGCUUUGCCACCUGUGAAGCCACACUGUGGACUGAGACUACCCCCAGAUCGUUACUGCUUGUCUUCUUGCAACUAUACACUCAAGAGUUUUAAGAAACAAUCUUAUAUUGUACAAGGAUGUCAAGGACUCAAGCUAACACCAAAAACAAAUGUGAGUUUCCUGAAGAGAACCUCACCUAUGAUUGGAAAGCAGACUGUGAGCAUUCCCAAACCAAUGACAAAAAUAAGUAAUCCGAACAUGGUGCUGGGGGCUGGUAGUCCAGGACAGUUUCAAAAAACAGUAUUAAAGCCUAAGAUUCAAAUAACACAGAAUGUUCAAAUUGCUCCUGCUAACACAGGUAUGGGUGGAAGUAAUAUUAACAUAGUGGAGUAUGAUUCUAAUUUGUUGAAGAGGAAAAGAGAAGAUGAGCCUGAAAUGAGCUGAAUGUAUUUUUUUAUCAAUAUGUGUUUUAACUUUAAGAAUAUAAUAAACCAAAUUGGUUUUAUUAAAAGGUGUGUUAUUUUCCAUUUAGUGGCAACUAAGCAUAUUUUACAAAGUUGACUACGAAAUGGUGAUCUUGCCAAUCCUUAUGAAGUGUUAUGGAUCGUGAAAUUGCGCUAAAUAUAACAAUGUAGCCCUUCAGUUGAGGGGAAAAAAGAAAAUACAGUCACAUGGAGAAUGGGUUUUGGCAAAUUUUCUCCAACCCCAAUCAAAAAUGUUUUCUUCAUGCUGAACAAGUGUUUGGAGUUAUAAAAUGAUUAAUUGCUGAAAAACCUUUCUCUUGGACACUGCCAACUGAGAAAUUUAUGUUACAAGACACAGUAGAACUGCAGUGCUUAAUAUCAGAAUAAAUUUGAUGCCAAAUUGGUUAGACCCCACUGAAGCACUAUUUAUCAAAAACUGGUUUUUGUAGUAAAUAAUCUCACCAGUGAUUGAUUACCUAUCAUUUUUUUUCCAAAGUGACCUGCUAACAAAGUAUCCUCAAAAGUGUGUAUUUUUAGUUAGAACUAGAAAUUACUAUGCAGCACAUGGUCCCAUAUCUAGGAUGUUUGGACAAGCAAACCGCAGAC
This is a messenger RNA of Acanthoscelides obtectus, 1552 nucleotides long. The record is from the annotation of a GenBank genome assembly. NCBI's taxonomy places the organism in Eukaryota, Metazoa, Arthropoda, Insecta, Coleoptera, Chrysomelidae.